AUGCCUGAGGCUUUCUAUAUGAUAUUCUUUAGGGGUUCAAAUCAUUCAAUUGUUGAAUUUGUUGGAUUGUUGGUUGGAUUUGAAGUUGUUAUCAUGGCUCCUACUAGAAAGUGGCAGGUUUUUACAGAGCAUGUGACAGGUCUUACCAUUAAGCCAUUAUCAGAAACUCGUUGGGAAAGUCGUGUGGAGAGUGUUAAAGCAAUAAGGUAUCAAGCUCCAGAAAUAAGAAAAGCUUGGAUUCACUUGGUGAAUGGUAAAGAAGAUGUCAAGACAAAAAGUGAUGCUGAGACUUUAGCAACAUAUAAUCUUCGGAAUUUUGAGUUCUUGUUCGGUAUGAUUAUAUGGUAUGAAUUGUUACAUGCUGUUAACAAUGUCAGCAAAGUUAUGCAAACUGAAGAUAUGCAUGUUGAUACUGCGAUCAAAGAAUUGGAAAGUCUUCUUUCCUUUCUUCAAAAGUUUAGAGAAACUGGAUUUGAGGAGUCCUUGAUUGAAGCUAAAGAGAUUGCAAGUGAGAUGGGGAUUGAAUCGGUAUUCAUGGAAAAACGGACAAUUCAAAAAAAGAGACAAUUUGGUGAAAGCUCUAGCAAAGCAGUGACACAAUCAGCUGCAGAAUCCUUUAAAGUCAACUAUUUUCUCUACAUAGUUGAUCAAGCUAUUUCUUCAUUCAAAACCAGGUUAGCACAAUUUCAUUCAAAUUUAAUAUAA
Messenger RNA from Rosa chinensis, 705 nucleotides. RefSeq lists its product as uncharacterized. The transcript has a single exon. NCBI's taxonomy places the organism in Eukaryota, Viridiplantae, Streptophyta, Magnoliopsida, Rosales, Rosaceae. Bases 1 to 705 code for a protein of 234 amino acids. The record is from RefSeq and is a predicted model, not a curated record.